GUUCAUCACUAACAGAAGAGUUCUCCCUCGCAUUUUCCAUCGCCAUGUUGCGGAGUUGACAGAUUUACGAAAAUGUCUCUGCUUUUACUUCUAAAAACUUGCUCCAAUCUUCGAGGGAAGUCUGACCGAAUAGCACGGGUCACUUUUAGAGGUGUAACAUAUCAGACAAGUGUAAUUGAAAACUGUUCUGAAGCUGACUGGGAUGAGGACUUUGAGUGGCCUUUGGAGAGUCCACUGGACCCCAGUGAAUUCAUUGAAAUUGAAGUUUACAACUUCAACAAAAUCUUCAAUAACAGACUGGUUGGAGUAUUUCGCAUGGUACUCCAGAAGCUCAUUCAAGAUGGGCAUUUGGAAGUCAGAGAAAGUCUUAUUGACAUGAACAACACAGUACUCAAGGCCAAUGUUGAACUUGAGUUGCAAUACAACCCUCCCGAAGGAAAUGUAUCCCAGUGGGUGAAUAAUAUUAAUGAUUCCCUUGAUGCCCCACCCCAUGUUGGCUACAUGCCAGACGGGCACUACCAGAUGGACCCAUACCACUCUGACCCAUAUGGCAGAAAAGAAGAAAGGAGGGCGUCAUUCGUGGGAAGCACAUUCGGCAGCAAGGCACCAAAGAGCCAAUCCAUGACAAGCCUCACCUCUGGAAGUCAGCGGCACCAUAAUCGAAAGGAAUCAAUGCCUGCUUCCUUUGGAGGAGGUGGACGCCUGAUCACACCUGGUGAGGGUGGGAUGGGAGGGUCACCUUUUGAUGCAAUGUUGAAAGGAGGAGAAGGACUUGGAAGCCGAAGAGGAUCACAGAUCAGUAUGCAGAGUGACAGAAGCAUGAGUAUGAAGUGCAGUCAUGCCCAUCCAAGAGUGAGGGCUGAGAAGAAAAUGUCAGUUCGAGAACAGGAUUAUCAGAUACAAAUUCGGAUUCUUGAGGGAAGGCAACUGGCAGGUACCCAGAUUGAUCCUGUCUGUACUGUGAAUGUUGGCAAUCAAAAAAAGAGUACAACAAUAAAAGAACAGACCAACUGCCCCUUUUGGGAUGAGUUUUUCGUCUUUGAUUUCAAGAUGCCUCCCAUGGUUUUGUUUGACAAGAUAAUCAACUUCCAGGUUUUCACUGGAAGGCAUUUGGUCAGUCAGGGUAACCUGAUUGGGGGAUUUAAGCUGGAUAUAGGAACUGUUUAUGCUCAACCAGAUCACAGAUUCUGCCGCAGAUGGGCAGUGUUGACAGAUCCUGAUGAAACACUGGGGGCUUCUGGUGCAGGUAUCAAGGGUUAUCUUAAGGUGGACAUCACUGUGCUUGGCAAAGGUGAUCCUGCGAAGGAGCCUCCAGGUAUAAAGGACAGUGAUGACGAUAUCGAAGGGAAUCUUCUACUGCCUGAAGGAGUUCCUGCAGAAAGACCAAAAGCUAGGAUCAUAGUGAAAAUUUACAGAGCUGAAGGAUUGCCAAAGAUGAAUAGUGGUCUCAUGGCCAAUGUCAAGAAAGCAUUCACAGGAGAAGUACGAGACCUUGUGGACCCAUAUGUGGAAGUCUGUUUUGCAGGACACAAAGCCAGAACAACUGUUAAGAAGAACACGUAUGAACCAAAAUGGAAUGAACAGAUUGUUUUCUCUGAGUUGUUUCCUCCACUUUGCAGAAGAAUGAAGGUUCAACUAAAGGACAGUGAUUCUGUUUCUGAUGAGGUGAUUGGCACACAUUUCAUCGACCUGUCCAGGAUAUCUAAUGAUGGUGCUAAUGUCCCAGGUGAGAAUGAAGGGGUGGCUCUGUUUUAUUCAGUUGAAAGUGUGCCUGCAGCUUUACCGCAAGGAAGUGAACCAAUGGAAUGGAUCCAUUUUCAUAAAUAUCCGGCUGAUAUUGGUUUUAUGCCCACAUUUGGUCCCUGCUGGGUGAACCUUUAUGGGUCUACAAGGGAUUACUCGCUAUUUGACGAACACAACGAUCUAAACAAUGGACUGGGAGAGGGUGUGGCUUACAGAGGACGACUGUUGAUGGCUGUGCAGGCAGAGUUUGGAGAAUCUGCAUCAGAGGCUGGAAUCCGUCAAGUGGAGGUGGAACCAACAGCUCCCAUCUCUGACACUGCAGCUGGCAAAGAAGAUCAAUUCCAAUUAUAUGCCUGUUUCUACGAAGCAAGCAUGAUUGAGAGAAAGGUUGGCGACAAGAUGAUUCAGUUUGAGAUGAGCAUAGGUAACUAUGGCAACACAAUUGAUGGACAAGCUUUACCUGGUGAGGUAGUGGACGAGGUACGAAAAAAUGGCGAGAACCCAUUCAUCCACCCACUUACACCGCCAGUCAGACCAGUGACCAAUGACAGACAGUAUUACCAUAUACCCUGGGAGGACUCCAAACCCUGUGCACACGUGAAGUUUACUUGGCAAGAUCAUCGCAGACGACUGUACAACUCUAAUGUGUUGCUGAAAAUCUGUGAAAGACUGGAGGAUGGUUUGACGGACUGUCUGGAGAGAGUCAAGAUGGACUUGCCCAACACUUACAGAUGGCUAAGUCGAGUUCUUGCAGAACUCAUCAACGGCUGCAAUCAGUAUCUCAACUUGGUUAAAUCAAUGCCAUCCGCCUCUCAUGUUGGACGCACCAAGCUGGAUAAGGAGCGGCUAAAGUUGUGUCAAUAUGAAGUGGAGUCUGUGUGUCAGUCAGCUCAGGAGCUGAAGGGUAGCACAAGGGAUGACAGCCACAUCAAGGACAAUCUCAAGGCUGCAAAUGCGCUUCUCCAAAGGCUGCUCAACAUUGCUAUUGAGCCACAAGAAACAACCCCUGAUGUAUUCAUCUGGAUGCUGUGUGGAGGCAAACGAGUGGCGUACACCCGCAUUCCCAGUCAGCAUAUCAUCUACUCCUUAGUGGAAGAAGAGAGAGGAAAAGAUGCGGGCAGAAUGCAAACAGUGUUUCUCAGGCUUCCUGGCAAGCGUGGUGAUGGACCUAAGGGAUGGGCUAUUCAAGCCAAACUGAAUGUCAUGAUCUGGCUUGGUCUGCACAAACAUAAAAAAGAUUAUCUGAAAGAUGCUCCCAAGGGAUACCAGACGCCAAAGAACGCUCACAAAUUGAUGGCUCCUCCUCCAAAUCACCUCAUCUACACAGAGAAACAGAAGUUCCUUCUGCGGGCACACACAUACCAGGCGAGAAGUUUGAUUGGCAGCGAUGCCUCUGGACUUUCAGAUGCCUUUGCCCGAGUAAUCUUUACACACCUUGUGGCUGACACCCGAGUGAUCUGGGAGACAAGGAGUCCAACCUGGGAUCAGAUGCUGUUGUUUAGAGACUUAAUUCUGUGGGGAGAUGUGAAUGAAAUUGCUGUCAAUCCUCCAACCAUUGUCGUUGAAGUAUUUGACAAAGAUAUCGGAGGUGACUCAGAGUUCAUUGGUCGUGCGCUGGCCAGACCAAUAGUAAAGAUGGCCUGUGAACCUUACGAGAAGCCGUUCUUCCCGCCAGCAUUGGAGUGGUUCCAGAUUUUCAGAGGAGAGGAGAAAGCUGGAGAAUUAUUAGCUGCUUUUGAACUCCUCCAGCUAUCUGAGGGUACAUGCUUCUUGCCCACUGAAGUCGAACCUGUCAACACUCCUGAUGGACCAAUAACACCCGUCCCUGAUGGGAUCAGGCCCGUUAUGAGGAAACACAGGAUCGAGGCUUUGUUCUGGGGCGUCCGUGAGAUGAAGAGGAUAAAUCUAACCACAGUGGACAGACCUCAAGUGGACAUCGAUCUUGCUGGACAUGUCAUACAAUCUACUGUCAUCACAAAUGCUAAGAAAAAUCCCAACUUCCAGAACCCGGUCAUCUUCUUUGAUGUGAAGCUGUCGUAGGAGUAGGGAAUGCCACUUCUCGUCCAACCUCACCAGUUCCCAAUGCACCUGCUGAUGUGGCAAUAGAGAUUGAUGAGGAUCCUCCGGAUGCAGCGGACUCUGAGCCUCUGCUCUAUGCCUACACACUCAAGGAGAAAAAGAAGAAGGCUGAGGGAGGAGGAGGUGAAGGAAAAGGCGAAAAAGGCAAAGGCAAAGAAGAUGAUGACGGUGAGGAUGCGUUGGACUGGUGGUCACGGUACUACGAGACACUCAAGGACCGUGAACGGAAUGAGAGAAACGACGACCAGAAAGCAUCAAGGCCUUCAAAGAAGAAGGAUAAAAGAGAGGAAGAAUCCGAGGAAGAGAAAUUGAAGAAGAAGAUUCCAAGGCUAACGAUUUUUGACUCAGAAUUGGAAAAUUUGCCAGAGUACAACGGCUUCAACGACUGGCUUCAUUCGUUCCCACUCUACCGUGGCAAGAAGACAAGUGAAGAUGACGACGACGACCAUAGGAUUGUGGGAAAAUUCAAGGGUUCUUUGAAGGUGUGGAAGUACCCUCUGCCUGAGCAUGUGGAAAUGGACCCAAUCGUUGGAACAUUCCUGAAGUUACCCAGCAAUGAGCCUGUCAAUGUGCUCGCACGGGUGUACGUCAUCAAGGCCAUCAAUCUGCAUCCCUCAGAUGUGAAUGGAAAGGCUGAUCCUUAUCUUGUGGUUACCCUCGGAAAACACAAAGUGAGGGACCGAGAUAACUAUGUGUCAAAGCAACUCAAUCCUGUGUUUGGAAGGUGCUUUGAAUUUGAGGCGAUCAUCCCCAUGGAUUCAGUCUUAACUGUUGGCGUGUAUGACUGGGAUCUAGUUGGAAGUGAUGAUCUCAUUGGGGAGAGCAAAGUUGAUUUGGAGAACAGAUUCUACAGCAAACAUCGACCCACGUGUGGUCUGCAGGAGAGCUAUGCAACAUUUGGAUUCAACAAAUGGCGCGACCCAAUGCGCCCGACCCAGGUUCUUGCUAAGAUCUGCAAAGAUGAGGGCCUGGACGGACCUCAUUACUCGACGGGAAGAGUUCGCAUUGACAACAAAGUGUUUGGAGCCACUUCGCAAGUUCUUGAGGAGAGUGGUCAUUUUAAACAAUCAGAUGAACCUGUCGCACUGAAAGCCCUACGUGGUUUCCAUACGUUGAAGAGAGGUUUCAAUCUGGUGCCAGAACAUGUGGAGACCCGAUCUCUGUACAACCCAGAGAAACCUGGAGUGGAACAGGGUAAAAUUGAGAUGUGGGUGGACAUGUUCCCUAUGGACAUGCCAUCUCCUGGGGCUCCUGUGGACAUUACUCCAAGGAAACCGACAACUUAUGAGCUUCGAGUUGUUAUCUGGAACACGGAAGAUGUCCUUUUGGAAGAAUCCAACAUACUGACGGGAGAGAAGUGCAGUGACAUCUUUGUCAAAGGUUGGCUCGAAGGAAUGAAAGAGGACAAGCAACAAACAGAUGUGCAUUACAGGUCCCUUACUGGAGAAGGCAAUUUCAACUGGAGAUUCAUAUUCCCUUUCCAGUACCAGAAGGCAGAAGAGAGAAUUGUUAUUACUCGAAAGGCCAGUUUCUUCUCUUGGGACGAAUCAGAGGAGAAAGUUCCUGCCAGACUGCAUCUGCAAGUGUGGGAUGCGGACGCCUUCUCGGCUGACGAUUUCAUAGGUGAUCUGACCCUUGACCUCACGCGCAUGCCACGUGGUGCGAAGUCCGCUAAGACUUGCACGUUAGACCUACUCAAACAGGACGGCAGUGUGCCCCAGGUCUCCUUCUUCAAAAUCAAGCACAUUAAGGGAUUCUGGCCGUUUACUGUCAACACUGAUGAAGAAGUACCUGAACUGGCCGGCAAAGUGGAAGCUGAACUGGAAUUACUGACACAGGAAGAGGCUGAGAAAAAACCCGCUGGAAGGGCGCGUGAGGACCCGCAGGCUCUAGAGAAACCAAACCGGCCUGAUUCAACCUUCACUUGGUUAAUGAACCCGUUCAAGUCCCUGAAGUAUCUUCUUUGGAACAACUACAAGAUGUGCCUCAUCAAGUUCUUGGUCAUUGGACUGCUUGUAGCCCUUAUGGGCUUGUUCUUCUACUCCAUGCCUGUGCUAAAUGUACCUCACAUUAGUUCAAGCUUCUCUGCGGACCCUUGGUGGUCACGCAAUCAAAACUUUUCAUCGCGAGAGAUUGCGUGA
Stylophora pistillata is the source of this 5963-nucleotide messenger RNA. Its product is annotated as otoferlin. The record is from RefSeq and is a predicted model, not a curated record. NCBI's taxonomy places the organism in Eukaryota, Metazoa, Cnidaria, Anthozoa, Scleractinia, Pocilloporidae. Gene Ontology annotation, cellular component: membrane. Gene Ontology annotation, biological process: plasma membrane organization.